AAGUGUCCGGACUGGAAGGGGGUGAAAGUGUCCGGACUGGAAGGGGGGGGAAAGUGUCCGGACUGGAAGGGGGUGAAAGUGUCCGGACUGGAAGGGGGUGAAAGUGUCCGGACUGGAAGGGGGGGGGAAAAGUGUCCGGACUGGAAGGGGGGGAAAGUGUCCGGACUGGAAGGGGGUGAAAGUGUCCGGACUGGAAGGGGGAAAGUGUCCGGACUGGAAGGGGGGAAAGUGUCCGGU
This is a messenger RNA of Staurois parvus, 237 nucleotides long. The record is from the annotation of a GenBank genome assembly. NCBI's taxonomy places the organism in Eukaryota, Metazoa, Chordata, Amphibia, Anura, Ranidae.